Molecule: messenger RNA, 473 nt
Organism: Drosophila nasuta
Lineage: Eukaryota; Metazoa; Arthropoda; Insecta; Diptera; Drosophilidae
Exons: 4
Coding region: 84-473 (129 amino acids)
Source: RefSeq, a predicted model, not a curated record
CUCAAUUGAAUCACUCAAAUUUAAGCGAUGAAAACUUCAAGAAAUAUCAACGCGACCAAAAAAGUUUAUUAGAAUCAUGUGAAAUGGAUUUGAGAUCACAAUACCAUGAGAACAUUGAUAUUCGCAAUAGCCAGAAUGAAUGUGAAAUCAAGCUUAAAAAUAAAGAUUCUGCAAAUCCGGUGAUAUCGAGUCUGAAGAAAGAAUUAAAUGACUGUCAAUAUUCGUAUGGAGAGAUCAGAUAUGAGCUUAUGAGCAGUGGAUUUACCCUAAGGGACACAACGACUGAGCUGACAAAAUGCAAUUCUUCAUUACAUGAAAUUACCAACAAACUCAAUUGCUUGCAAGGAGACUCAAGCAAAUGCAUUACAACAACUACAUAUACUACGACUACAACAACUACUCCAAGCUCUCGAAAGAAAGAACGUAAAAGUGAAGAAGAUGAAGACCAAUACUAUGAUUUUUACAUAGAAUAA